Messenger RNA from Anarrhichthys ocellatus (wolf-eel), 2623 nucleotides. RefSeq names its product steroidogenic factor 1-like. Gene Ontology annotation, molecular function: RNA polymerase II cis-regulatory region sequence-specific DNA binding; nuclear receptor activity; zinc ion binding. Bases 113 to 1651 code for a protein of 512 amino acids. Gene Ontology annotation, cellular component: RNA polymerase II transcription regulator complex. The transcript is spliced from 7 exons. The record is from RefSeq and is a predicted model, not a curated record. NCBI's taxonomy places the organism in Eukaryota, Metazoa, Chordata, Actinopteri, Perciformes, Anarhichadidae. Gene Ontology annotation, biological process: tissue development; hormone-mediated signaling pathway; regulation of transcription by RNA polymerase II.
UGGUCAUCAUCACUCACGCACUACCGGCCCUACUGGCUCAACCAGCCGUGUUCUAGACACCGACCAUCCGGAUUGCUAUUGGUCCUUUUUAAACUGUUCUCCUCAGCAGCUCAUGCACGGCGGCAGCAACACCCACUCAGGUUUUAAUUAUCAGACAUUCAUCGCUGACUGGCUGCUGUCUGUUGUUCAAAUGUUGGGAGACAAGGCUCACGGUGUCACUUUGAAGGUUAUGGAAUACACAUAUGACGAUGACCUGGAAGAGCUGUGUCCUGUGUGCGGAGACAAAGUGUCUGGAUACCACUACGGCCUGCUCACCUGCGAGAGCUGCAAGGGCUUCUUCAAGAGGACAGUGCAGAACAACAAGAGGUACACAUGUGCGGAGAACCAGGAGUGUAAAAUAGACAAAACCCAGAGGAAGAGAUGUCCGUUCUGUCGCUUCCAAAAGUGCCUCAACGUCGGGAUGCGGCUAGAAGCGGUGCGUGCAGACCGCAUGCGUGGGGGGAGGAAUAAAUUUGGCCCCAUGUACAAGAGAGACAGGGCCUUGAAGCAGCAGAAGAAGGCUUUGAUACGAUCCAACGGGUUCAAGCUGGAGAGCCCGGCUCCUCCACCGGCCUCUCCUCUUCAGACUGACUACGGAUUCACCGGCACCCUGCACAGCCUGCCCACCAUCUCCAAAAGUCUGCUUCCCUCCACCCCGAGCUCCAUCACCCCUACAGAGUACGAGGCCAACCUCUAUGGACCGCCAUCCCUGGGCAUGGCCAUGCAGUCCCACGUGCCCCUCAUCUCUCAGUACCAGUACACAGCCUUCCCUGGCAGGGCGAUUAAAGCCGAAUGUCCCGACUACACCAGCUCCCCUGAGUCUCUGACCGGAUACCCCUACCCAGACAUGUACCCCUCGGCCUCGCCACAGCCGCCCAGCCUGCCACCGCUGGUGUUGGAGCUGCUGCGCUGCGAUCCAGACGAGCUGGUGGUGCAGAAUAAGAUCGUAGCUCAUUUGCAGCAGGAGCAGAGUGGCCGGGGCCGGCUGGACAAGCCCAGCACCUUCAGCCUCAUGUGUCGCAUGGCAGAUCAGACUCUAUUCUCCAUAGUGGAGUGGGCUCGGAGCUGUAUCUUCUUCAAGGAGCUCAGGGUGGGAGAUCAAAUGAAGCUGCUCCAUAACUGCUGGUCUGAACUUCUGGUCCUGGAUCACAUCUUCAGACAAGUGCAACAUGGACAGGAAGACAGCAUCCUGCUGGUGACCGGCCAGGAGGUGGAGCUGUCGUUCAUCCUGUCCCAAGCUGAGGCAACUCUGUCCAGUCUGGUCCAGAGAGGGCAGGAGCUGGCGGCGAGGCUGCGGGCGCUGCAGCUGGACCGCAGAGAGAUCGCCUGUCUGAAAUUCCUUCUCCUCUUCAACCCCAAUGUGAAGCUGCUUGAGGACCAGGCAUUCGUGGAGGGCGUCCAGGAGCAGGUGAACGGGGCUCUGCUGGAGUACACCCUGUCCACCUACCCUCAGUUCCAGGAGAAGUUCAGCCAGCUGGUUGUGCGGCUGCCGGAGCUUCGCUCCCUCAGCACGCAGGCUGAGGACUACCUGUGCUACAUGCAUCUGAGCGGAGAGGUGCCCUGCAACAACCUGCUCAUCGAGAUGCUGCACGCCAAGCGAGCGUGCGUGUGAGGGAUACGCACAGGUGGCGCCCCCGUCCUGUGUUGUUUCUUGAGGUGAAACUGUGUGUGUGGGAGGGAAAGUGUGAGUGGGAUGAAAAAAAUUGAAUGGCGAUAGACAGGUUCAUAUGGGAUCGUCUUCGUGAGGGCUUUUGUUUGAGUUGGAGAGGAGAAAAUGUUUUUUAGAGUUUGGAAUUAUAAAGCUCCAUCUGUACUCAAGGUAGUUACAUUUUGAAUGUUACUGUUUUCAUAUCAAGCAGAGCUACAUUAAUGUGACCUUUGUAAACUGGAUUUUCUACCUUGUUUUCAAAAAAUAGGGAAUUAGAUCUGCCUGUAGAGUUACAUUAUAUCCUCUUUGACCCAUGAAUCCAACACCACGACAAGAUGUUCUCCGUCCCACAGAGCUGCCCAGCAAUCAUUUAGACUCAAAGGACGAGGCUUCAACCUGCAUCAGUGCUGAACAGUCAUGAACACAUUGUGACUGUUGAAGUAUCUGUCCAUAGCUGCAAUCGGCAUCAUUUUUGAAACACCCAUACAUAAAUAUCCUUCUGAUAAAACUGUAAAACUGUCUCCAACGCCACUUUAGGAGUUCUGUUGUAAUCUGUAGAUCUGGUGCUGGGUGGGCUGAUGUUGAACUGUCACAUGACAAAAUGGGACUAUUUGCGUGGAAACAUCUAUUGAAUGCUUGCUGGGUGAGCUAAUGUGCACUUUUCACAAUUGUUAGUGUUAAAUGAGUCGUUUUUGAUCCAAAUGUCAGAUGCCAGUUUAUGAUUCCAGGUUCACCAACACUGUUCCCAGAUUAUUUUUUAUUUUAUUUUUUCAGAUGCAGACAGACUUCAGGAUAACACAGCACACUGUGGUCUCGUCAGACUAAACUAGCACUAUCUCUACACUUGUUCUUUUUGUGCCACCAAUCUAAAAAACAAAAAAAGUAAAUAUGAAAGCUCUUGAAUAUAGUUUUGUUUUAAUCUAUUUAGAUGUUAAU